AGAGAGAGAGAGAGAGAGAGAGAGAGAGAGAGAGAGAGAUACAUGGCACAAACGGUGCAGACGUCACAUUCAGCAGAACAUGAGUCGACACAAGAAACAAGAAUAACGCAAGGGAUGGAGAAGAAGGAUAUCAAUGUGGAAGUUUUUGAGGAUGCUGAGAACGAGACACCUCAGCAACCUGUUUAUCAAGUUCGACCACAUAUGUAUGAAAAGUUUAAACCUCUAAGUGCAAAAGAAAUAAUACAUGAUGUGUUAUUUGAUCAACUCGCCACAAAAUCAUAUGAUGCACAAGCAGCAGCUCAAUGGACUAAAGAUAUAGCGGAUAUUAUUGAAGGCAAAAUUAAAAAUUUACAAUUUAAAAGAUAUAAAUAUAUUGUCAAUGUGGUUUUGGGACAACAGCAUGGUGCUGGUGUUAAAGUAGGUACAAGAUGUAUUUGGGAUGCAGAAGCUGACACAUAUGCUUAUGACAGUUUUAUCAACGAUACUAUAUUUUGUGUGGCUACAGUAUAUGCAAUUUACUUUUAUUGAAAAAGAUAUAUUUUUCUAAAAAGAAAAAUAGAUGUAGACUUAAUGUAUAAAAUAAAUAAAAAAUAGUAUUUGGAAAUAUCAGUAAAUUUAUUAGUAUUAAGUACAACUUAUUAUGUUAUCAUAUAUCAGUACACACACACAAUGUUAAAUGUCAUGACAUGGCACAAUAUUUUUACAUAUAAUUACAGAUAGUACUUAUAUUCUAUAUGUAAUAUGCAUGUUACCAGUGAUAUAUUUUCCACUUAUACUUAUUUAUAUACUAAAAUUAUUAUAGCACCAUAAUUCACGGCAAUAUAAUAUAAUUAAAAGUAUAUCCUACUUUUGUGUUACAAGGAUCUAAUGUCAUGAUUUGUCUUGUAUAUUUCUAACAAAUAUUCUUGUAAAUAGCAUUCCAUUUGUGAGAUAAUUUAAAGUUUGGUGUGUCCCGUAGAAUGACAAUAAUAAUAUUUAUUUGUAAAUUGUAACAAUCUACUUUUUUUUGGAAAUGUGAAUAUUAUCCUUACAAUGUAAGUAGCCAGUUACUAAUGUUAUAUAAUCUAUAAUUCAUAGCAUAUUGUGUAGCAAGCAAUGUAAAUGAAGAUGUAAAAAUAUACAGUUUGUUAAUAUAAAUUUUAAUCA
Molecule: messenger RNA, 1146 nt
Organism: Harpegnathos saltator (Jerdon's jumping ant)
Lineage: Eukaryota; Metazoa; Arthropoda; Insecta; Hymenoptera; Formicidae
Product: tctex1 domain-containing protein 2
Exons: 4
Coding region: 43-528 (161 amino acids)
Biological process (GO): microtubule-based movement
Cellular component (GO): cytoplasm; cytoplasmic dynein complex
Molecular function (GO): dynein intermediate chain binding
Source: RefSeq, a predicted model, not a curated record